Bactrocera tryoni is the source of this 524-nucleotide messenger RNA. RefSeq names its product 60S acidic ribosomal protein P2-like. NCBI's taxonomy places the organism in Eukaryota, Metazoa, Arthropoda, Insecta, Diptera, Tephritidae. Gene Ontology annotation, cellular component: ribosome; cytosolic large ribosomal subunit. The transcript has a single exon. The coding region runs from base 69 to 338 and encodes 89 amino acids. Gene Ontology annotation, molecular function: structural constituent of ribosome. Gene Ontology annotation, biological process: cytoplasmic translational elongation. The record is from RefSeq and is a predicted model, not a curated record.
AGUUUUUAAACGAAAGUUGUAUUUUCUUGUGCUGUACACGUUUCGUGUCGAAAAAAGGGACUUAAAAAAUGCGUUACGUGGCUGCAUACUUGUUGGCUGUUCUUGGCGGUUCCGAAAACUCCAAAAAUGCCGAUAUCGAGAAAAUCCUCAGCUCGGUCGGUAUUGAAGUUGACUCCGAACGCCUCACCAAGGUUGUCAAGAAAUUGAACGGCAAGUCCGUUGAAGAAUUGAUUGCCCAAGGUCGCGAGAAACUCUCGUCCAUGCCUGCUAGUGGUGCCGCUGCUGCUGCAGCUGCUCCAGCUGGUGGUGCUGCUGAUGCUCGCAGUCGCUUCGAAUAAGCUAUUAAUUCUUUUUAACGGGGUCCACUGGCAAUCGCUAGUACAACAAAAAACGUGCAAAAACUUCUGGGUUACUGCUCAAGCUUCGGUCAACAACGUCAGCAUGGGAGGGUUUAAAAUGAAUGUAGAUUUCCUUGUAGAAAGCACAAUUGUGUUUUUUGUAAGGAUAAUUACAAACUGACAACC